Ascochyta rabiei is the source of this 990-nucleotide messenger RNA. RefSeq lists its product as uncharacterized. Gene Ontology annotation, cellular component: GID complex; extrinsic component of membrane. Gene Ontology annotation, biological process: protein targeting to vacuole; negative regulation of gluconeogenesis; proteasome-mediated ubiquitin-dependent protein catabolic process. The record is from RefSeq and is a predicted model, not a curated record. The transcript has 4 exons. NCBI's taxonomy places the organism in Eukaryota, Fungi, Ascomycota, Dothideomycetes, Pleosporales, Didymellaceae. The coding region runs from base 1 to 990 and encodes 329 amino acids.
AUGCCGACUCCCGAUGAUGCGGUGGUCUCGCAGGUGGAGCAGCACGAGAGCAGCAUCGCCAACCGCGCAACGUGCCCACCCGAAGAUGCACGCCUCUCGACUGCUCACGAACCGAGCAGCACCCGCGACAGUAGCGCCAUCAACGAUAUUGACUCUGCACAACGCCGAUCGAUGCAGCAACAGCCCACACCGCCGCCACAUGGCACACGCGAACAGUCGCCAGCCGAGACACAUAGCAAGCCAUCGAGCGCAAGCAUAGAAGCACCAAACAGAGACACUCCAACACCAAUGACGGCGACCGACGAUGGCGCCGAAGAUACGCGCACAUCUCUAGCCUCGCCGCUCUCCGCCGCUGCGCCGCUGGCCAUUCGGUUCACCCCCAGCCAUUUAGCUGCUCCAUUCCCUGCCCGUCGAUUCUUCCCCAACUCUUCCUCGUCGCUCCUCCGCCCCGGCAGUCGUUUUAAGGGCAGCCAGACCUCCGACCGCCAACAAUAUGAAGUGGAUGUUGAGAUCAAACAUGUGGAUAUGCGCGAGUCAUUCAUGUGUGGAUACCUGCGCAUUCAAGGUCUCACCGAUGACCAUCCCAGUCUGACUACGUAUUUUGAAGGCGAGAUUAUCGGGAACAAGUACACCUUCAUCACGCAACAUCCGGAAUGGGGUUCGAACGAGAAAGUUGAUCGGCAGCACUGGGCGCGGUUUCCAGCAUACAAACCGCUCUCGAAACACUUGUCGCGGUCAGAUGCCGUAUCCAAAGACUGGACGCAGAAAGAACAUUUGUUCAUGCGCUGGAAAGAGUACUUUCUGGUGCCAGACCACACAGUCAGGACGAUCAGCGGGGCUAGCUUCGAGGGCUUCUACUACAUCUCUUUCAAUCAGGUGUCAGGCAGCAUCGAAGGCAUCUACUUCCACGCGAAGAGCGAAAAGUUCCAGAAGCUUCAGCUGGAGCAUGUUGAAGAUCACGGGUGCCAGGGCACCUAUGAGUUCUGUUAA